ACUUGGUCGUUCUGAGUUGGAGAACGAGAAUAUCUUCUUAGCGUUUGGCAUCAGCUUGCCUAUCGAUCGAAGUAAGGGUCGGCGACUCUUUCCUUUUUUAUCAUAUGUUUACUGUUUUCUAACUCUUGAUUUUUCAGGGGUGGCCAAGGAGAAUCUGAGAGAAAAAAAAUUCAAACCUGAUGAAGAAAUUCAGCGUCGUGCGAUUCGCUCAGGGGGCCAACCAGCGGGCCGCGGAGAAGCCUUUACCUCUUCCUCCCAAGGAUUCGGCUACUGUUGAGAAGGGGCUGGUGGAGGUGCCCAGCGAAGGAGAGGCUUUGAGGAUUCUCGAAGAGAGGAGAAGAGUUCACAUUCCCGAUGAUUCUAAGAGGGUGUUCCCUUCUAAGAAGAGGGAAGUGAAGGAGAAGAAAGAGAGGAAGAGGAAGAGAGAAUGGGGAAAGUGCCACGAAGAAGGCUUCCGUGGGCACUAUAAUGACAGUCGUACCUCUACGAAUGAGGUCGGUAGAGGGGGAGGCGUCUUCUUCCCAGGACAAGGCGUUACCAGUCUCCAGCAGGGGGAAGGAGAAAGUAGGGGAAUCAACCGCUGCCCCUGAGUCGCGGGUUGAGGAGGUGUAUCGUCACCGGGAGGUUUUGCCUUUCCGACACGAAACCCCCUUCACUAACUUGGGGCAUAAGGGUAUUAUAACCCGAUUUAACAGGGCGACAUCCCACUUAAUCAGCAAAGUGGAUGUUGAUCAUUUGGAGUCGUCCCUAUCUCCCAGGGUGCGCCAGUUUCAAGCUUCCACGGCAGAGGUAAUACACUUAAUCUUGUCUUUUAACUUUAAAUGGUGACCCUGAUCUUCCACUUAUUUUGUAGACUUUUCUGAGGCUGUCUUUUGAGAUAAACUUAAGCCGUCAGAGUGCCGCAAUAAGGAGGCUCUGGCGGCCCUUACCUCUCGCUGCGAUGAGCAGAAUCAGGAGCUUAAGAGGCUCCGAUAAGAUUUGGGCGAGCUGCCGGGUUUAAAAGAGAAACUGGCCAAGUGCACCGAGCUGAAGAAGCGCUUGGUUAGGACUAAACAGUGGCGGGAGAGGGCCAAGAAGCAGCUGGAGGGGACCAUCGGGAGCUUGGAUGCAGCUUCAAACAUGUCUGCCACCCUCGGCCAUGAAACGGGGCGCCUGAUGGAUAUUCACGCUAGGCUGGUUCAUUAAAACCAGUCUCUCAUGCAUCAGGUGUCGGACGAUCUGGCUAAAUUCCAGACCUUUCUGUCUGCGAUUCAAGUAUAUAAGCUUCGCUCGGAAAGACGAUCCCGGAUAGCUAGGGAUUGCUUGACCUCAGAUGAGCCUGAGGCGUCCUGUUUCUUGGGGGAUCUGACGGCGGAGAUGAUGGGUGCCGGUUCUAUGAUCAGCGACGAAAAGUACCGUCUGGCUGCCGCAGAGUUAGGCAUUGAUUUCAAUUCUCUCCAACGAAUGGCCAACCAAAAAGGGAGACGAAGCCUUGACCAACCUAGCUCCGGUUUUGGAGCGGGAGUCCGCGGUACUGGUCGACCCCAACUGGGAUAUGGAGGAGGAGAGGGUUUGGUUAGGAAAAGUGGAUGAGAGAGCUGAGAAGGAGGCUUUGUGCCUUGACUUAGACAAGUUAACCCUCUCUCCCCCCUAAGCCUCGGAUGUCCCUGAGAACUUGGCGCUCUCUAAGCUGGAGGGUUUGUGCUUAGACUUAUCAAAUCUGUUGAUUGACGAGGGCAAGAACCUCCAGGGCUUAUCUAAGGAUUUAUCUGAGAUCGAGGUGGAGCCGUUUAACGUUGAAGAAUUUAUAAGCUUCACCCCUAGUCUUGGCGAGGGAAUGGCCGGGUCUCCGCAGCUGCCUCAUCAAGAGCCGGAAGGGGAUGUUGACGCCUUUUUGAACGAUGUAUAUACACUCUUUAAUUUGAUAGAUUGCAAUUUGAUUUGGAGUUUGAACAUUUGAUUCUUGUAAUCUAACGAUUUAUUAGUUUAUAUAUUUAUGA
Molecule: messenger RNA, 1979 nt
Organism: Amaranthus tricolor (Joseph's coat)
Lineage: Eukaryota; Viridiplantae; Streptophyta; Magnoliopsida; Caryophyllales; Amaranthaceae
Exons: 2
Coding region: 180-590 (136 amino acids)
Source: RefSeq, a predicted model, not a curated record